Messenger RNA from Microstroma glucosiphilum, 780 nucleotides. RefSeq lists its product as hypothetical. The transcript has 3 exons. Bases 329 to 694 code for a protein of 121 amino acids. The record is from RefSeq and is a predicted model, not a curated record. NCBI's taxonomy places the organism in Eukaryota, Fungi, Basidiomycota, Exobasidiomycetes, Microstromatales, Microstromataceae.
GCACGCCUAAAGCCAGGGUUCAAGAGAGGGCAGAGUGCGAGUGGCUUCAAAGAGGUCAGCCAGGAGGGAGAGAAAGAAGGCAAGAGACGUACCUCUGCACUGUCUGUCUGUCCGUCGUGUCCAGAUGCGAUCCUUUCUCCAGGUCUGGCGACGUCACAUUUGCACGCGAUCAUCUACGCGAGGAAUCGCUGCAGCCAGUGCUUCUUUACAUAAACUCCACGGAGCGUACCCUUCCUUGGUGUCCUACCAUCCACCAACUUUGAACUCAAGUUCACUUCACAGCUCUAUUCACACCACUCCUCGCGUCCUGGCUAGCAAGAAAACCAAAAUGGGAAAGUCAGACUCUGAUGUUGUCUCCGAGUUCAACGAGCUUGUGAACAUGUCCUCCUCGGAGCUCGAGGCCUGGCUCAAGGAAGAGUCCUCCGAGUCUGCCGGUUGGGGCGGCGAGUCAGGCGAGACUGUCGGGCACGAGUCUGGUCGUAAGAUCGUUGAUAUUCUCAAGCGCAACCCACAAAAGAAGGAGGACAAGUACACCGACGAGGACUUGGCUCAUAUGCGCAAGGUGGUGAGCUACUGCAAGAGACAUUUGGCACAGGAGGAGAGUAUGAAGGAGAGGAAGAGCAAGGAGGAAUUGGAGCAGACGAAGAGUGUCAGGAGUCUCAAGAACUGGGGUCACGACCCACUCAAGUACUAAGUGUACAGAUUGGAAGGGUAGCAAUGGUAUAUGUACAACAUUGGGAAAGACCUUUGACAUAGCGCCGCGAGGGCUCUGACAGCAAC